This is a messenger RNA of Anthostomella pinea, 681 nucleotides long. NCBI's taxonomy places the organism in Eukaryota, Fungi, Ascomycota, Sordariomycetes, Xylariales, Xylariaceae. The record is from the annotation of a GenBank genome assembly.
AUGGAAGCCAAAACGCCGUCCGACCAAGAAGUCAUCGACGCGCCCAGCUGGCGCAUCUCAGAAGCCCGACUCAAGAAACUGGCCCCGAGCGUCAACAAGAUGAACGAGUCGACGAAGCUGGGCAUCCCGGACGACGCACGGGCAGCCCAGUCCCGCUACAAGAAGGACGGCACGCGCACCUUCCGCAUCUACGGCCGCGGCGAGCACAACUACGGCGUCUCCCUCAACGCAGACAUGGCAAUUUUGUUCAACAUCAUGUACGCCAGGUUACUGAAGGUCGGCGUCCCCCAGACUACCGAAGAUAAGAACCGACUCGCCUCGACGCGGGCGCUGCAGAUCAUCUGGGACUAUUACGUCGCCGCGGCAGCCGCAGCGGGCGUGGCCAGGCAGGAAGUCGGGGCGCAGCUCGAGGCCGAGUUCGGCGUCCCCUGGCGAUACAUGCCCACGCCGCCGGGACCCGAGCGCACCUGGCCCGAGGCCGAGGCGGUAAAGGCCGCGUACAAGACAAAGAGCCUGAAGAUGACGCGGACGAUGAGGCAGCAGAUUGCGGAGGCGAGGGCGCUUAUCCCGGUCGAUGGGAACGGGGACGUCGUGUGGGACGAGGCGAAGAACGACCAGUACGCCAUGCUGGUCGUGAGGAUCGACAAGGGAGACGGACUGAGGGAGUUCGGCGAGGUGUAG